AUGGUUAUGCACGGGACCACCGGCUUCAAUUGUUGCUUGGUUGCCUACGGGCAGACAGGGACAGGGAAGACCCACACAGUGCAUGGCGACUGGCAAAGCCAAGAGCAGCGGGGACUUCUGCCACGGAUCUCAGAAGGACUCUUUGAGCGUCUGGAGCAGUUUCGAGCAGAAGGCGCAUCGUGGAGAGUCCGGAUCAGCUACAUCGAGGUCUACAACGACCGCCUGCGCGAUCUCCUGGAGCAUGCUGCGCCCAGCCAACCCCGCACCGAAAGCGACAGCCCGAGCCCCCGGCGGCACUCGAAGCCAGGCACAGCCGCAGGUUCCCGUCUGGAAAUACGAAAUCAUCCUGCCGUUGGCGUUUACGUGGAAAACUUGCAGGAGCUACCCGUGGAGCACCUUCGAGACGUAGCACGCCUGGUUUCAAAAGGAGAAAAAGCAAAAAAAGUGGAGAGGACAACCAUGAAUGACAGAUCAAGUCGUUCGCACACCAUCUUCAUCUUCAAGGUUGAAGUUCGAGAUGCAACAAACGGAGAUCACAUGUCUACCAUGCAAGUGGUUGAUCUGGCUGGUCGUGAGAAUGAACAAACUUCAGAGUGCAAGGGCGACCGCUUCAGGGAGCUCAGGCACAUCAAUCGCAGCCUUUUCGAUCUGGCUAGUUGCAUCCAUGCACUGUGCGACGGAAAUCGCGACCAUGUGCCCUUCAGGAAUUCCAAGUUGACGAUGCUGCUAUCCGAUAGUCUUGCCAGCAACAGCCGCACAACGCUCCUGGCAACUUUGACUCCCAGUCCUGCAGGCUUCGACGAGAACAUCCUGACCUGCCGGUUCCUGGAGUCCACCGGCCGCAUUACGACUCAGCCUGUCAUCAAUCACUUUGGGGCUGCAGAAGUGCAGAAGACUUUGCAGGACGAGAUUGCCAACUUGCAGUCCACUCUUGUCGAGGAGGCUGUCAUCGCUUCGCGGCAGACGCUGCUGAAGCAAUUCUCGCAAGUCUGGUCUGACCAUCACUUGCAGGCAGCAGCAUGGGCUAUCGCUUCCAAUCCAUCUUAA
This is a messenger RNA of Symbiodinium pilosum, 1047 nucleotides long. Lineage: Eukaryota; Dinophyceae; Suessiales; Symbiodiniaceae. The record is from the annotation of a GenBank genome assembly.